Drosophila willistoni is the source of this 3409-nucleotide messenger RNA. It is a transcript of the gene Ube4A, whose product is annotated as ubiquitin conjugation factor E4 A. The record is from RefSeq and is a predicted model, not a curated record. NCBI's taxonomy places the organism in Eukaryota, Metazoa, Arthropoda, Insecta, Diptera, Drosophilidae. Gene Ontology annotation, molecular function: ubiquitin-ubiquitin ligase activity. Gene Ontology annotation, biological process: protein polyubiquitination. The coding region runs from base 94 to 3099 and encodes 1001 amino acids. The transcript is spliced from 3 exons. Gene Ontology annotation, cellular component: cytoplasm; nucleus; ubiquitin ligase complex.
AACAACAAAAACAGAAUUUUAAUUGGAAACAGAAAAAAACAGCUUAUAUUUCGUAGGCUGCACAUUAAAACACAUUGACCAGAGAUCGGUAAAAUGACAAGCACUGAAGAUAAUCCAUUUGCUGCCCUCCUGCAGGAUCGAACCGAUCAAACUGGAGGCGUAUCCAAGAGACUAAUUGAAGAUGUUCUAUUGUUCACAUUGGACAGCAAGGGAGCACCAGCUGUGGUGACGGAUUCAAGGCCAAUACUCUGCCUAGCCGAUGUCGUGGUCGACACCAGUGAGGAUCUGGUGUCUGAGGACUUAAUUGCCCAUGCACUAUUUGAACGUCUCAUGUUGACGGAUACCCAGAAGUAUCUAGUCCCUGGCAAGGGUGGAACGGGGAGCGAUGAAGCCUUGGAAACACAUGCCAUUCUUUAUCUAUAUCGAGCCUUUAGCAAAUGUGAGCAACUGAAGGAGAAGCCCGGAUCUGGCAAACUGCUGGAAAUGAUUCUUAACAAUGCUAGCACUUGUAUGCGUCAACCGGAUCUCUUUUCACCCCAAAUAUUUGGCCAACAGUGGAAGCAAUUAUUUGAAGUAUACGAUGAACGGGAUGCCAGUGUUCAAGAGUUUCUAGUGCGCGUCACCUUAAAAGUUCUCGAAGAUGUUGAUCAUCUGGAGGCUUUGGGUAAUCUUAAAGCCAUAUUUUAUCCUAUGCUAAUGGAUCUGCAAAAAUCAAUAGCUAAGGAUAACUUAAUAACAAUUAAGAAACAACUUUUUGUUAUUUUGGGUUAUUUUGUAAGUGAUAAGCGUGCUGCCGUGUUGGGUGAAUUGCUGAUUGAUUAUUUCACACCCAAUCCCCAGGCAAAAGGUGGCGAUUAUAUGGACACUUUGCUGGGACAAUUACUUUGCCUUUCCAUAUUGCCUAAAACACAGCUUGGUCCUUUUGAAUUCCUACGUGAUACCGCACAACAAACGGAUCCAGGUCUUUGGACACUUUUAUCACAUCAUCAGCAAUCGAUAUUCGAUGUAGUGAAACAAUUGCUAGUCAUCUCUCCCGAAAGCAAGAAGAAAACUCUGCAAUGGAUAGCCCAUUGUCUGGAUGCCAAUGUAUCACGAGGUCAAUUGUGGAGCACCAUGAAUCUGAAUCUUGAGCAAACUGUUCAUAGUAUUGCCAGUGAUGCAUUUAUGAUUAAUUUGUGUGCGAUCCUUAUGCGUCUGUGUGCCCCCCUUUGCUUGCCCUCAUUAAAGGUAAUGCUAGUGGAUCCCACUUACUGUGCUGUUCCAGAUGACGAACGUGCUGCCAAAGGUGUUAAUCUCUUAAAAGCCUAUGAUGAAAGCUGCCUGCUGCCCAUUGAUGAUGGUGAAACUCGUAUCACGGCAGAAAAUUAUCAUUUCAUAACGGAAAUCUUUUAUAUGGCACAUAAAUGUUUCGAAUUGGGUAAUCGGCCGUGUAUUGAGCGUUUAACCCAGGAAAUGCGUCAAUUUCAAAACAGUCAAACAGCCUAUGAAGAUUUAGUACAAGGUGAUCCGAACAAUGAGUUGGUCAAAAAUCUAGAGCGUAUGCUACUCGAUCAACGGCAACGAGUUCUGUGCAUUAGAAAUGUUCUCUCCGAACCGGAUUCUGAUACUACAAUAUUGAAAUUUUUUGAAGCCUCAGCCAUUUGGUUAACGGAAGUGGCUCUAUUGCCUCGUGAAAGUUAUGAAGAAUGCCUGGAUAAGCGUAAUUUUUCACCACAAAUGUUACGAAAUUUGGAAUUGCUAUCGGUUACACCGCCAUUUGUUGCUCCAUACAUGAAAUCAGUACCAGAGGCUGUUAUUGAUAAUAUAGCAGCUUAUUUGAAUUUCUGUCGCAGAUUGAAUGGUACUGAAUCGAUACAUAUGUAUCAAUCCUCACAUGAUGCCUUCUUUAAGAUGAUUCUUUUGUUCAUGGGCAGUUCCGAGUUGGUAAAGAAUCCACAUUUGAGAGCAAAACUAGCCGAGGCUUUGGAAUAUCUAUUGCCAACACAAGGAUAUGAUCAGAAUCUUAAGAGUUUUGUAACUAAUAUCUUUGAUAGUCAUGUGGAUCGUAAGCAAUGUGUGAGAAGUUUAUUGCAUGUUUUCGUUAGCAUCGAAAUGACUGGGCAAUCGGUGCAAUUUGAACAGAAAUUCAAUUAUCGUCGUCCCAUGUAUGCCAUAAUGGAAUUUCUAUGGACCAAAGAGGAGCAUGUUAAAUCAUUUCGACAUUUGGCCAAAGAAGCCGAAGAAAAUAUUGAAGCCACAGAGCCGCCAUUGUUUUUGCGUUUCAUAAAUUUAUUAAUUAACGAUGCCAUUUUCCUGCUCGAUGAAUCGCUGUCCAAUUUGGAGCAGAUCAAGCAAUUGCAACAGGCCCAGGACAAUGGUGAAUGGAAUCAAUUGUCGCGCAAUGAAAGGCAACAGCAAAUAUCAAAUCUUCGUCAUUUGGGAAUGUUGGCACGAUUUGAUAAUAUUUUGGGACGUGAUACUAUCAAUAUUUUGAAAUUGUUGACUACCGAAAUCAAGAGCAUUUUCUGUCAUAACAGCAUGGUGGAUCGUAUUGCCUCCAUGUUGAAUUAUUUCCUACUGCAUUUGGUUGGUCCCCACAAGGAACGUUUUAAGGUCAAGAAUAAGAAGGAAUUUGAAUUUGAUCCAGCCCAAACAGUGCUGGAAAUCUCUCAUAUCUAUAUCAACUUGAGCAGCGAUGAAAGUUUUUGUCUGGCGGUAUCUCAAGAUGGUCGCUCGUAUAGUGAGCAAUUGUUUAGCUAUGCCGAAAAUAUUCUAAUACGCAUUGGAGGUGGUCAAUUGAUUGGUGACAUGUCGGAAUUUGCAGCAAAGGUACAAAAAAUGGGAGCUCAAUAUAAGGAAGAGCAAGAGUUGUUAGCUGAUGCUCCGGAUGAGUAUCUGGAUCCAAUUAUUUCCACGCUAAUGACUGAUCCAGUUAUUUUACCCAGUUCCAAUGUCACUGUCGAUCGUUCGACCAUUGCUCGUCAUUUGCUGAGCGAUCAAACCGAUCCCUUUAAUCGAUCACCCCUGACCAUGGAUAAAGUGAAAUCCAAUGAGGCUCUUAAAUUGGAAAUUGACCAAUGGAUCGAAGGCAAACGCAGUGCAGCACGUACAAAGAGUUGAGUUCAUUUUGAAUGAGAUGAAAGUGUAGGCACUACCAAAGAGUUAGCUCUGCCAUCGGUCAGUAGUAAAAUGUUGUUUUUUCUUUAAGAAUUCCAUUGUCCAUCCCGUAAACUAUAUAUGUGUGUACAGUUAGAGACGACGAGGAGUGUGUCCCGCCCCCAUUUAAUAUUUCUUUCAAUGUUUUCUUUUUUGUUUUGUUAUGGGGUUGUUUUUUUCUUUUUUAAUUUUUGAAUCUGCCUUUGUUAUUGUGGUUAUAGCAUCUUAUUGAUAUAUAUUUACAUAUAGAUAUAUACAUUUAAAAAUCAUUAAG